AUGGAAGCCUUGGUCUGUGCGUUCUCUGAGCUGCGCAUAAGAGAAGAUGCAGUGAGCUGGGCCCGAGGACGCCCCAGUCACCUGGACACACCACCCAACAUCUACGAGGGGGGCCUGGGGGCCCAGCAGCAGCAGUGCCCCAGUGCCCAGGGAAACAAGCCCAAGAACUUCCGGCUGCGCCACCUCCGGAGCCUGGCUCUCUACCUGCCAGGCCAUAUGCAGCCUGCUGGCCAGUGCGAGAGCCACUGGCUGGGCCGGCUUCUGGCUGGGGGGUACCUACCACAGCCUGAGGGCUCAGCCUGGCCCUUGGACCUUCCACAGGGGACUCUGGGCCCAGGUAACAACCACUGCUCAGCCCUUCUGGAAGCCCAACUACCCAGGGACAGCCUGGGAGAUACAGCUUCCAGUUCCAGCAUGGACCCAGCCAAGGGUGCCCCUGCCCAGCCAGGUCCCCCUGAGGGCUUGGGGCUCAGGCCCAAGAGGUCCUGGGGAGCCUUGGAGGAGGCCAUGUGUCCCUUGUGCAAGAGAACCCGCUCUGGGSCCUUGGAGAGGCCAUAGGGAUCCUGAAUUCCAGGGCUGGGGACAGAGGGGAAGGAUAGCCAAGGAAGAGGAGGCAGGUCCAAAGAGGAAGGGCUCAGACCGCACAGUAGCCCUGCCCAAUGAGACAGCCCCACAGCUGCCCAGCACCAGAUUUGGGCCAGCUCAGGAGAGUGCAAAGRGGGAGGGAGGAAGAGGUCCUAAGGGAGGGACAGAGGAAAUAGAAGCAUGGCCCUGCCCUUGCAGCCUGCUCAAACUCCAGUCAGCCACUUGCACCUAGGAGGCCAGGCCGAGCAGAGAAUCGGGUUCCUGAGAG
Urocitellus parryii (Arctic ground squirrel) is the source of this 853-nucleotide messenger RNA. The record is from RefSeq and is a predicted model, not a curated record. Lineage: Eukaryota; Metazoa; Chordata; Mammalia; Rodentia; Sciuridae.